CCUAGGGGGGGGGGGGAUUUUCCUUUCCCAUUCUCCUCCUUCUUGUUUUUUGCGGUGAGUAGGCUGUUAUAGUAAGGCUGGGCAGUACGGCACGAUGAACGAGGACGAUAGCGAUCUUUUUAGUUCGCCGACGGAUGACGAAGGCACCAAUAUCGAUCUGACGUCACAAUCAGCAGCGAUCCGUGAUGCAACCCCGCUUGGCCAGAUCCGGAUCGGUCGCUCCAGCUUACCUUUGUUACAACGACGAGAUACUCGCCUAUGAUGAACAGCCUCCGACCUGUGUGCACUACUUGAUCGAAUGGAAGGUGAAGCUGAACAAUAGGUGCAUUAGUGAAGACACUGAACCUGACGUUGUCCUGGCUCCUGGCGCAUACUAGACUAAGUAUCUCCGAUUCAAGCUAGACAAACUGGCAAAGAAGUUGCCCUCAAACGGGACAUUUCACGUCACUCGUCGAUGUACACGAGUUGGUAUGAUCGAUAGAACGAUAGCUUGUAGAGAUAGUAGUCACGGAGGCCGGCGUUCCGUCCUUUUGCGACACGUCGUGCCGUCUUUCUCGACCAUCGUGCUUACCUCAAAGAUCGGCCGAUGUUGGAGGCAGGAAUAAUAGUCUCAAAUUCUUU
Messenger RNA from Fusarium oxysporum Fo47, 621 nucleotides. RefSeq lists its product as uncharacterized. NCBI's taxonomy places the organism in Eukaryota, Fungi, Ascomycota, Sordariomycetes, Hypocreales, Nectriaceae. The coding region runs from base 186 to 377 and encodes 63 amino acids. The transcript has a single exon. The record is from RefSeq and is a predicted model, not a curated record.